CCGCCUACAAUUUGUCUGCAAGUCUUUGAUACCCACAAUCAGCAACUUAAAUGUGAUGCCGCCUUAUGGGAUGAAUUUAAGACACUUGAGGAGCUUACCAGGCAACAGGACGUUGACCAUGGGCUGACGACCUUCAUGGCUGCCAUGGAGACUACUCAGAACCGGUACGCGGACAUGCCGCCCUAUGAUCAGAAUAUCGUUCGUCUCGAUCGCGACUGGGGCACGUACUGCAAAGAUCAGCAACCUAUCGGAUCUGUGGCACGCGCAAUCUUUCAUGCAUUAACACAUAUCCCUUAA
Molecule: messenger RNA, 297 nt
Organism: Dibothriocephalus latus
Lineage: Eukaryota; Metazoa; Platyhelminthes; Cestoda; Diphyllobothriidea; Diphyllobothriidae
Source: the annotation of a GenBank genome assembly